Molecule: messenger RNA, 1065 nt
Organism: Westerdykella ornata
Lineage: Eukaryota; Fungi; Ascomycota; Dothideomycetes; Pleosporales; Sporormiaceae
Exons: 3
Coding region: 1-1065 (354 amino acids)
Source: RefSeq, a predicted model, not a curated record
AUGUUUUUCAAGACGUACGCCGCGCUGGCUCUAGCGACUGGAUUCGCCGCCGCAAAGCCCAUCUCGCGCCCUGCCCCGGAAAAGGCCAUGACCCCGCGCAACGUGCUCCUGGGCAACAACGGGCAAGCCUUCAACUUCAUCGACGGCUUCAACACCUUCAACAACCAGAACCAGGUCCUGCAGAUCCAGGAGAACAACCUGCAGCUCGUCAACAACGGCUUCCAGCAGCAGGUGGUGCAGCAGGCGCGCCAGGUGCUCGUGCUCAACCAGCAGAACUUUGGCUUCAACAGCGGCUUCAACAACCUGUUCCGCAAGGCCAACUUCAAGCGCCAGUUCCCCCAGGUCAGCACCGUCAUGCUCGUGGUGCAGGAGAUCCAGGUCUCGGUCGACAAUGGCUUCGGGCAGCGCGUCGAUCAGAAUGUGUUUGCGCAGAGCGUCGUCGUGGCGAAUAGGGGGUUCCCGGCCACGCAGACGGUGAUGGUGUUCGCCCAGGAAACGCUCAUCGCGCAGGACUUCUUCGCCGGCGGCAAAUUCGCAAACAUUGCCGGCUUCAACGGCGACCUCAACGCCUUCGACUUGAACAACAACGUCUUCAACAUCCCCGCCAAAGGUUUCAAUAACGGGAAAUUCAACCAGGGUUUUGACUUUAACAACAAUGGCAUCGCUGCUUUUCCCACGGCGACGGCAGAUAUCCAGCUCUUCGGUGCCAGGCCCACAUGGAGCUCCGUGGUCGAGGAUCCCGCGGCGACGUUGGGCGCGAUUUGGCAGGCGGAGUUGGACGACUUGAAUAAGGUUGAGUUUAAUGGGCAGGAUAAUGGGUUGAAUGGGCAGAUUUCGGCCGAGGAGAAGAAGGCGCUUGAUGAGCAGCUGAAGCAGCAGCAGGAGCAGGAGCAGAACGCUGAACAGGAGCAGCAGAAUGCUGAGCAAGAACAGCAGAAUGCUGAUCAGGAGCAGAAGCAGAACGAGGAGGAGCAGCAAAACGCUGAGCAGGAACAACAGAAAAACGAGGAGCAGCAAGCUGCCGCCGAGGGCGAUCAGCAGCAGCAGCAGCAGCAGCAGGCAUAA